This is a messenger RNA of Trichogramma pretiosum, 792 nucleotides long. RefSeq lists its product as uncharacterized. Bases 242 to 769 code for a protein of 175 amino acids. Lineage: Eukaryota; Metazoa; Arthropoda; Insecta; Hymenoptera; Trichogrammatidae. The record is from RefSeq and is a predicted model, not a curated record. The transcript is spliced from 3 exons. Gene Ontology annotation, biological process: cilium organization.
AUGCGCAGUUGUCCUUGAUUCGAGCCGAGCACACGACGACGUCGAUCGCAGCACCGAAGUAGUGUGCGAGUAAAAAGUAAAAGGCGCAUUUCUCGUUGCAUAUCUAGUUGUUUUAUUGUACAGUAUCAAAAAAAAGUCAAGCGAGUUCACUAGCCGCGUAAGACGAUAUUCCAAGCAAUACAUAAUAUAAUAUCACAGGCAUUAUAAGGAGGGAGAAGCAAAUAAGAAAAAGUGCGGUAACAUGAGAACAACAGACACCGACCCGUGGACUACGGGCGUCGACUCGGCUGCAGUUGAGGCAAACUCUUCGACUCAGCAAGAUAACUCUUUCGAAGACUCGUUUGUCGAUUCUGAUAACGCCGCUGCUGCGCCUGCUGAUCAGAAGGAUUUGGAGAAAUUGCCUGAUUCCGCUCAGUAUUUAGCCAGACUUCACUCAAAAUUGAAAGCGAUUCAGGGAGGAACUUCCAAGCGUGACCUCAUUAAUUCGCUGUCUGUUGCAAGAGAAGAAUGCAUAGCUAGAUUAAUUACCGAUGGACAUAAUCUUGAAACACAAGAAGCAGAGGAACUAGCAGCAAAUCCACUUAUCAGGCACAUAGCUCCACAUUUACAGGCUCUUACAACUACUGAACUUGUUCAUUUAUUAAAAGCUGAUCAUUUGCAACAAGUACUUGAAGAGCAAGACACUCAAGCUCCGGAAAUUGAAGAUUCAGAAAGCAAGUCAACAGAUAGCCAAUCUGAUAUUCAAACUCAAGAUUGUAACGGAUUAUAAAAAAAGAUGGCUGGAAAAAUAUU